Molecule: messenger RNA, 2280 nt
Organism: Cavenderia fasciculata
Lineage: Eukaryota; Evosea; Eumycetozoa; Acytosteliales; Cavenderiaceae
Exons: 1
Coding region: 1-2280 (759 amino acids)
Source: RefSeq, a predicted model, not a curated record
AUGGCUUCAACAACUACAACAACCAAAGAUGAUGAUAGUAGUAGUAGUAAUGUUUUAAUGGUUGCACUAAGACAGAUACUAGUACACAACAAAUACAUAUCAUUCCUCAUAUUUCAACAUGUUGUAAACAUACACAAACACAUCAAUCUGUAUCGUCUGGCAUCAGACUUUGAUUGCCAAUACAGAUACAAAUACGAUCAACUGACACUCGAGUUUUGUUUACGAAACAAAUACCUUGCUAUCAUUAAAGAAAAGAUUACUUUACUCGAAUACAACAACAACAACAACAACAACAACAACAUUGAUAAUAAUAAUAAUAGUCAACUACUACCAACUAGUAAAGAGAUUGAAUUCUAUCAAUUCUUUAAUCCAUCACAUUUUCAUACAUGUCUAAGACUGUUGUGUCAAUUACCUGGGUUGGACUUGGAAUCGUUUGUACUUGUUUUCAAGUGUAUGACUGUCAGUCUGCCUGAAUCGAGUUUGGCUGCAGACGUACCAUUUUGGGUGUCAAGAAGUCAAUGCACUCAGAGAAUGAAAUGGUGUAUCGAUCAAUUCCCAGCAUUCUUUGACCACAUUGAUGAUAUAUCGAGAUCACUUAAUGCUGCAAUCGAGAGUUGUGGGUUUGGUGAAAUGACAGUCUUCCUUCUCAAACACAUUCGAACCAUCAGACCUGCAUUCACCUCCCACCAGGCAUUGAUUAAAAUAACGUCUCUACAUUCACCAGACUACACCUCUCGUGUCUUGGAUUUAAUGCCCAACAUUAUAUUGGCCAACGCAACCGAACGAGUCAGUGUCUUGCUCUGUGGAAACAUACCAGUCAUCAACAAAUACAAAACCAUAGCAUUGGACGAUCAACCACUUCCCAUUCAAUUGACAUAUCUCUAUCAACUGGUUGUAAAUCAACAGAUAUUGGAAAGAAUAGCCAGUGAUAGUGGCACAGACUACAUUGAAAUACUGAAGAGGCUACUCUAUAAAACAGUAGAGAUGAGAUGGUCAAAUACACAUGCAUCAUCAGGAACACAACGAUUAAAAACAAAUAUAUAUGAUCAAUUCUUAAAUUCAAAGUUAUCACAAAUUGGAUUUAAUCAAGAUACUACCUCUACAUCCUCUUCUUAUCCAUUUACAAAGUGGCAAUUGGAUUUAUUACUCAUUUACUUUUUAUAUUAUGAAUUGGAGGAUUUGAUAACUGUAAAUGUUUCAUGUUUGGCAUUUGCUCCACAAAAGGGUAUAGUUCAUCUACUAUGUCUAGUUGACAAUGAUGCGAUGAAGAUACAUCACGUCUUGCACAACAAAAAAUCAAAAGAACAUCUAUCACAAAUGCUUUUAGAGACGUACCAAACGAUUACGAGUUGGGAGGAUAAAGAGACAAGAUUAAAGACAGUUGAUAUCAUUCUAGAAUGUUUGGAUUUCUACACACAUGGAUACUCUAGAGCAUUUGUAAGGACGUGUCUCAGUCUUGGUCAAACAGAUAUUAUCAACAUGUAUAGAUCAAAAUUGGAUUUAAAACAGAGUGAUCUUCCAACAGACGAUAGAUACUACAAUCAUGCCUACCUAGACAAAUACAUUGAAUUGGGACUCACGUUUACAGAUCAACCAGACUACUCAUUUCUAUUUUGGAGUAAAAUAUGUAAAAUGGCUGCACGUCUAGAUCGAAAGGAUCUAAUUGAUCUAUAUUUGGAACGGUCUCUAAAGGUCAAUCUACAAUCAAAUAUUCUAGAGGUUAGUGAAGAGAAUAAACGUAUUGCCAUUUGUAGAGAAGCCAUGAUAAUGGGUAACUUUGCACUUGCCGAGCAACUACAACUAGACACCGGACAAAACCAUGGUUUUAUUGGUCGAUUCAUAUUGAAAAAUGAACCAUUUACACAUGGAGUAGAUGCAAUCAACUUUAUAAAGAAAUGGGGUGGUGUUGGUGAUGGUAAUUCAAUUUCACCAUCAUUGAUUCCCGAUGCCAUCAAAUUGAAUCGUAUCGAUAUAUUGGUGGAAUUGGAAAAGAUUGGCUUACUUAAAGAUAAAAUUGAUAUAUUUCAAGAGGUUGUUGACAAUACCUCUUUCCUAUCAAUCUGUUUGGACAAACUCAAUCCACUGUCAUUUACAAAGAUACUAUCUAUACCGGAAUGGGGUAAAGUAAUUAAAAAGGCAAAGAGUAAAAAUAGAUACAACCAAGUUUCAAAAGUAAUCCGUAAAUAUUUUACAUUCCAUUACAAAGAUCAUCUACAGGCUCGAUCACAAUCAAAUGAUAAAAGUCUUGAAUUUAUAUUUAAUAAGAUUCAAUUAAAAUAA